Stylophora pistillata is the source of this 1484-nucleotide messenger RNA. RefSeq names its product cytochrome P450 4V2. Gene Ontology annotation, molecular function: iron ion binding; monooxygenase activity; heme binding. The record is from RefSeq and is a predicted model, not a curated record. NCBI's taxonomy places the organism in Eukaryota, Metazoa, Cnidaria, Anthozoa, Scleractinia, Pocilloporidae.
UGAAAUUCUCAACUCCUCUACUACUGCGAUCUAUUUCAACACUUAAUCACCAAGAAGACGCAUAUAAGGUCUAUGCGAAUGAAGUCGAACCGUGGAGAUCAAAACACCGAAUAAACUCAACGCUUUACUUUAUUCUAACUAGGAACAAAACCUCCAUGGCGAAUACUCGAUCUACACAAGGCAAAAAUCUCGAACGAAGUAAAAGUACUUGACAUUUGAUCCCUGUCACUCAUUUUAAAAAUACCAUAAAUGUAACGCAACGUCUCCUGAACAGUAAUAAUGAACGAUUACGAUAGCCAUGGCGAUAGCGAUAACGUUGAGGACGACGGGAACGAUACCGAUGGUCUUAGCGAUGAUAAUGAUAACGAUAACAUCAAUCAGCCAAACUUGACUAUUCGCCGAUGUGUGUGUUCUUUGCUUUUCCUGCCUCAAGUACACUACAAGAUCGAUCCUCGGGGGAUACCCUGGAUAGGAGGUGUCUUGUGGUUCUCUUAAUUCACUCAGUAGAGACCAGUGUUCAUUGGCGACCUUACCCUCCGAAUUUGUCAAGCCAAACAUUAGGAUGGUACCUCUGGUUGACAGAGACUCAUGCAUUUUUUUUAAUUUAACAACAGUUGUCUUCGCGAAAGUAAAUCAUUGGAUGUAUCAUAUAUAUCGGGAGGGAAUCAUGUGUCUGUGGCUGGGGCCUACUUAUCCCUUGGUAAUGAUUUACAAGCCGGAAUUCGCAGAGGUCAUCUUGAGCACCUCAAAACAUAUAACAAAAGCUCCAGAUUACAGCUUGCUUCACCCUUGGCUCGUUACACCCACGGCUAUUAACAAGGUUAUAGAUGAACGAAUUCGCGAAAGAUCAAACAAGAUAGCGAAAGAGAAAGAGGAGAAGAGUGGAGACGAAAAUGAUUUCAAACGAAAGAAGCGCCUGGCCUUUCUCGACCUGUUACUUGAUGCUUAUGACAACGGAGAAAUAUCAAAGGAAGGCAUCAGGGAAGAAGUAGACACAUUUACCUUUGAGGGACAAGACACCACUGCAGGUGGUAUGACAUGGGCUUUGUACCUCCUCGGACGCCAUCCUGACAUACAGAAAAAAGUUGUACAUGAAGUGGAUUCCUUUUUCGAAACUCGUCCAGACACUGUAACGGUAGAGGACGUCAAGUUCCGUUACCUGGAGUGUGUCCUCAAGGAAGCUCAAAGGAUAUUUCCAUCUGUGCCAUUCUUCUCAAGGUUGACCACUGAGAACUGUGAACUGGGAGGGUACUUUAUUCCUAAAGGAACCACUAUUGGAGUAUCGACUUUACAGCUUCACAGGAACUCGGAAAUGUGGCCUGAACCCUGCAAGUUCAACCCUGAUCGUUUUCUUCAAGAAAACAUUCAAGGACGGAAUCCGUACGCGUUUAUUCCUUUCUCCGCCGGACCAAGGAACUGCAUCGGUAGGCUCGCCAAGGGUUCGUUUCACGAUCAGAUUAGUUUGAGGGGCUUAAAAAGGCAAG